UGUGAGCACUGCCCCCUGCUGGUGAGAUGUGGUAAUUACGCCUGUUUGCAUUAGCUCCGUUGAAGAUGGCGACUGGAGUCCUUCACAGAGUCAGCGGUGGUCUGGGUCGGGCUACAAGCAGGGCCCAGUCUGCCGGACAGCUCGUCUUGUGGAGCAGGGGGUUUGGAACAUCAAGCAGCAGAAACAGACAGGACAGCUGGUUUAAGUCACUGUUUGUGAGGAAAGUUGAUCCCAGGAAAGAUGCACACUCCAAUCUACUGACCAAAAAUGAGGAAAGCAACCUGUAUAAAAUUCAGUUCCAUAAUGUCAAACCAGAGUGCCUGGAUGCUUACAACAAACUCAAUGAAGAUGUUUUGCCCUCUAUCCAUGCUGAUAAGUACUACCCCUGUGAGCUGGUGGGCACCUGGAAUACCUGGUAUGGGGAGCAGGACCAGGCUGUCCAUCUGUGGCGUUACAGAGGUGGAUACCCUGCACUAACUGAAGUGAUGAACAAACUCAAGAAGAACGAGGAUUUCACAGCGUACAGGAAGGAGCGGGGUAAGAUGCUGAUGUCUCGCAGAAAUCAGCUCCUGCUCGAGUUCAGCUUCUGGAAUGAGCCCGUACCUCGGGAGGGUCCCAACAUCUACGAGCUCAGGUCCUACCAGCUCAGGCCCGGCACCAUGAUCGAGUGGGGUAAUUACUGGGCCCGGGCCAUCGGAUACCGCCAGCACAACAGAGAAGCCGUGGGAGGAUUUUUCUCACAGAUCGGCAACCUUUAUAUGGUUCAUCACCUUUGGGCUUACAAAGACCUUCAGUCCAGAGAAGAAACAAGGUCCGGGGCCUGGCAGCAGGACGGCUGGGACGAGGUGGUUUAUUACACGGUUCCCCUCAUUCAGCACAUGGAUUCCAGGAUCAUGAUUCCGACAAAGGCUUCCCCGCUGCAGUAAACUGAGAAGUGAACUAACAUCAAGUGGCAUCUUUUUGAAUGUUACAUACAUCCAGAGCAUCACUAUCACUGUUUCAACCUCCUGUCAGUGCUGCCAUCAUCCUCCCUUCUCUGUUCUUUUCUUUAUUUUGUUACUUUAAGAUGCCACUAGGACAGAGGGGAGAAACUAUGUCUGCCACAUAUAUAUAAAUAUAUAUAAACACAACCGAAAAAUACUCCAAGCCUACCCCAAGGGACACCACUCCUUUUAUUAUCCUGGUUCUGGAGCAGGAUGAGGUAAUUUGGCCAAAUUAAACCUCCUGAUGGCCGUCACGCUUGACGUCUCGUGCCACAUUAAAACUUGGCAAUGAAGAGCUCGUCUGAGUUAGGAACCAAAGUUACUUGAAAAUACAAGCAGCUGUGAGGAGGAACAGAACUGCUGAGGCUCACUGCACAGUGCAGGAGCUAUUUAUUUAUUUAAUGUAAACUUGGGAUACAUUUAUUUGAAGUGUGCUGAGUAGUAAGCCAUGUUAAUGCUGACUGAUGUGAGAGCAGGACUGUAUAUAAAAAAUUAAAGUUUGAACGGUGUGAAAUACAAACCUCAUUAUUUUAUAUUUGAUUUAAAAAAAAGCCUCUUUUUAUUGCAAGCUUCUCCUUUCAGUUGUUUUCUGGCUGUUCCUUGGUUUCCUGUAACGGUAAUGUUGUUUCAUGGUGCAGUGUUUGUAUUUCUUUCUUGUGAAGAGAUGGCUGGUUUUAAAGAGUUUUUAUCCAACAUGUUUCAAAGGAGUAUAACUAUCGUGCAAAAUAAAAUCUGGAAACAGAUGUUAUCUAAAAGUGGCAGACUGAAACCAGCACAGACUUGUGCUGCUGUAUAUUCUAAAAUUAGAGUUUUCAAAGGAAGCAUGUAUAUCUUGUGUUUUUGUUCCUCAGUUCAUGGAGGACAAUAUCAAGGGAUGGACAAGGCGGCCAUGAUUGAAUAAAGCAGUUCAAACAAAA
Notolabrus celidotus (New Zealand spotty) is the source of this 1900-nucleotide messenger RNA. RefSeq names its product protein NipSnap homolog 2-like. The transcript has 10 exons. The record is from RefSeq and is a predicted model, not a curated record. Gene Ontology annotation, cellular component: mitochondrion. NCBI's taxonomy places the organism in Eukaryota, Metazoa, Chordata, Actinopteri, Labriformes, Labridae. Bases 66 to 926 code for a protein of 286 amino acids.